CCAUGUAAACAUUGCAGCCAGCUCUAUCGCUUUAUUUUGAACCGCUGGAGGCAAGGAGCAAAACAUAACAAAGUAUCAGUCGGUCACAAGUAGUCGAUGUGGUCGGGCGCUUGUGUGACUUACUUUGAUUGCAAGUUAGCUUUGAUCAAUUAAACAUAAAUAAACUUAUCUACUUCACAUACGAUUUAUAAACGGGAAUCCUUUUAUACCGGUCAUCAUGUUUUCCACAAAGAAAAGUGUUGAGAAAUUCCUGCAAAUGUACAAAAAUGAGCUGCGUCGGCACAUCAGCAAGACAACCAGUGUAACGAAUUCGGAUGCAAUGGUACCCAGGCUGGACCAAUCCAACAUCUCGUUAAAUCAGAACGAAGAUGCGGGACCGAAGAGGUUGCUGAAGUUGCAGAAAUAUCACAGAUUCCUGUCGACCCUCACAUCUCAGCAAAUGCCACUGGCAGCCCGUGGACUGGCUGUCUCCAAAGACCAGUCCCGGGAGUUCAUGGCUUGCUUUCCGGACAUCGUGAGGGACCUGACUGAAACUGGCAAGCAUAUUGACGUGCCGGAAGCCAGCAAAUGGUUGGCCAAGCUGUUGCAGUAUAAUGUGCCAAAUGGAAAGAAAAAUCGGGGCCUAGCGACCGUACUUGCUUACAAAAUGUUGGAAAAACAGCAAAAUCUAACGCCGGAAAAUAUUCACCUCGCUAACAUCAUGGGAUGGUGCACAGAAAUGUUCCACACACACCAAUUGCUAACAACCGAUAUGAUGGAGGGUGCGGAGAUGCGCCGCGGCGUGCCUUGCUGGCACCGACAGCCCAACGUUGGGCUCGGCGGCAUCAACGACAGCGCCCUAGUCCACUCGGCCAUGUGCUCAACCCUUAAACGAUAUUUCUCGAACAAGCCCUAUUACAAGAACGUACUUGAGAUGUUUAAUGAGAUGUUGCUUAAAUGUUCAAUCGGCCAUUAUUUAGAGUUGCAAAUGAUGAAAACAGACAAGCCAGACCUUUCGCUAUUCACAAUGGAGAAAUACGAAGCCAUCACGAAAUACAAGACCUCGUACUACACCUUCCAAAUGCCCGUUGGGCUCGCCCUGCUCAUGUCGGGCGUGGACGACCCUGAGACGCACAGGCAGGCGAAGACGAUCCUACUAGAGAUGGGAGAGUUCUUCCAAAUUCAAGACGACUUCCUUGAUUGCUUCGGAGAUCCAGCAGUAACGGGAAAGACAGGAACAGAUAUUCAAGAUGGCAAAUGCACCUGGUUGGCAGUAGUCGCCUUGCAGAGGGCGAAUUUUGCUCAACGUCAACUCAUGGAAGAACACUAUGGAAGCUCCAAGCCUGAAGAUGUCCAAAAAAUCAAGGAUCUGUAUGAAGAACUACAAUUACCUCACACAUACUCAGUCUACGAAGAAGCCACUUAUGAUCUCCUAAGAACACAAAUACAACAAGUUACUAGAGGAUUACCACACGACCUUGUAUCACAGCAGCAGUGGUAUAAAUUGUCUACAAAUGCCUCUAUAUCAGAAAUGCAAAGAGAGAAAGAGACAUUUCAGGAUUUUCUACCAGGUCUCAUUGAUUCAUUGAUGACACAUUCGAAGUUUGCUGACAUACCUGAAGUAGCAGUCUGGACUAAAGAGGUAUUACAAUACAACUUACAAGGUGGCAAAAAAACGCGAGGUCUGACAACUACCUAUGCAUACGAGACCUUGGAAAAUCCAGAAAACAUAACCGAGGAAUCUCUUAAGGUCAGCAGAGCUAUGGGCUGGUGUGUUGAAAUGUUGCACGCGUACUUUUUAGUGAUGGAUGAUAUAAUGGAUGGUUCCACGAAGCGCCGCGGCGUCCCCUGCUGGUACCUGCGUCCCGACGUGGGCCUGGGAGCUAUCAAUGACUCCAUACUAAUAAACGCAUCGAUAUACGAGACGCUGAAUACACACUGUGGAAGUUUACCGCUAUACCGCAACAUUGUGGAUCUUUUUAAUGAGGCCAUCCUCUACACAUCGGUAGGCCAACACCUGGACUACACGAUGGCCCAUCGAAACAAGAACGACUACAGUCUGUUCACUGUAGAGAGAUACAGUUCUAUAGUGAAAUACAAGACUGCGUACUAUACGUACAAGCUGCCAGUCUGUUUGGGACUCUUCCUGGCCAAUAACGCGGACAAGGAAACACAUAAAAAGGCGGAGAAAAUUUGCUUGGAGAUUGGACAUUUAUUUCAAAUGCAGGAUGACUUUAUAGACUGCUUCGGCGUGGAAAAGGUUACAGGAAAAAUUGGCACCGACAUUCAAGAGGGCAAAUGUUCUUGGCUGGCCGUACAAGCUCUACAAAGGUGCUCGCCAAAUCAAAGGAAAGUGUUUGUAGCCUGCUACGGAAGCUCCGAACCAGCGCACAUAGAACGAAUCAAGAGACUGUACGAAGAAUUAGAACUACCCUCGAUCUACCAAGCUGAGGAAAGGCAAAGAUAUGACUCAGUAGUACAGAGUGUACGGCAACUUCCGGAGAGCACUUCCAUACCGCCCGAUCUCUUCCUUAAACUCCUUGACAUGAUAUACGACAGGAAAAACUAGGAUACUGACAUAUUAACUAACAUUAAAGCGGAAUUUACAUUAUGAAAUUAGUGGCAUGAAAUUACUUACACGAUAUUAAUUUCAUUAUAAUUGCACGUGUAAGCGUCUAAUUUGGCAAUAUAAAUUCCGCUUAACAUUAAGGAUUGCGAGAAGUACAGGUUGUUAUCUGAAAUAUCCUGACUGUAUUUAAUGGAUAUAAUUAAGAAAAUAAUAGAGAGGAUUUGUUUUGGAUCUUUUCUAGAUUUAAAAACGAAUGUGUUAUUUUGUUUUCUAUGAAAAAUUAUAAAGAAUGAAGACUGGACUUCCAAAUUGUCAAUAUAUCUUUCGCAAUUCAUUACAGAAUUAGUUUUUACAAAUUUUCAUGAAAGUGGUGCUAUAAAUUUUUUAUUUUUACGUAUUGUAUCGAUUCAUAGAUUAUAGGGCAUAACAUAAUUUUGUAACUUGAAAUUAUUGUUAGGUACUCCCGUAGAUAACUAGCCCUUUUUACGCAGAGUUUAAACUUUCCGAUACCUAACUUCCGUUUCAGUCACCUUAUAGUGAAAUCUAUUAUUUUAUUAGAAGUAAUGGGCGUGGAAAUUAUUUAUUAGGCAUCUAUUUAUAUUAUAAUAUUGGAUUUUUAAUUUGUAAAGACAAUAAAUCCUUUGAAAUACCUAC
Messenger RNA from Maniola jurtina (meadow brown), 3202 nucleotides. RefSeq lists its product as uncharacterized. NCBI's taxonomy places the organism in Eukaryota, Metazoa, Arthropoda, Insecta, Lepidoptera, Nymphalidae. Gene Ontology annotation, molecular function: dimethylallyltranstransferase activity; (2E,6E)-farnesyl diphosphate synthase activity. Gene Ontology annotation, cellular component: cytoplasm. The transcript is spliced from 11 exons. Gene Ontology annotation, biological process: trans, trans-farnesyl diphosphate biosynthetic process. The record is from RefSeq and is a predicted model, not a curated record. Bases 218 to 2548 code for a protein of 776 amino acids.